Molecule: messenger RNA, 3503 nt
Organism: [Torrubiella] hemipterigena
Lineage: Eukaryota; Fungi; Ascomycota; Sordariomycetes; Hypocreales; Clavicipitaceae
Source: the annotation of a GenBank genome assembly
CUGGCUGCCAGGUGCGUUUGCUUUCUCCAUCUCACUGAAUUCUUUUUCCUAAACAUAUCGAUCCUGAACAUCGUAUGUUUAGGGAUCAGCAUUCAUUGGAGCUUAUUGUCUCAUUGUCAUGCCUUCCAUUAUAUCACCAACCACAGCUUCUCAGAAAACAAUGACAACCAUGGGCAAGGUGUUGGUAGUGGCUGGGUCGGAUCCCUCUGGCGGCGCCGGUCUUGAAGCCGAUCAAAAGGUCCUGGCGGCUCACAAGUGCUAUGCCAUGACGGCCACUACGGCGCUGACCGUUCAGAACACAAAGGGCGUCACUGGUGUGCAUAUUGUGCCGGCGGAUUUUGUUGCAAGCCAGAUUGAAGCCGUCGCCGCGGAUAUUGACAUUGAUGUCCUGAAGACUGGCAUGCUUGGGUCUGAAGAAACCAUCAUUGCCCUAGCGGAAAAGAUUGUCAAGCUGAGCAUGCCCAUUGUCGUUGUCGAUCCGGUCAUGGUGUCCACGUCCGGAAGCCAACUGCUCCCUCAGUCCGCCGUGCAGACCCUCUCUACGCAUCUAUUACCACAGACUACUCUGCUUACGCCAAAUAUUCCCGAGGCCAUUCUUAUUCUCAAGCAAAAUGGUCGUCCUGUGCCGGAAAUCAAAUCUGUCGCCGAUAUGGAGGCCAUUGGCAGAGAAUUACAAAAGCUCGGUCCUAAAUGGGUUCUCGUCAAGGGCGGCCAUGUUCCCCUCAAAAGCGAUCUAACGGCCGCUGAAACUGAUGCUGACAGGGUCUUCGUGGUUGACGUCUUAGUUGGCCCCGAGGACCUCGUCGUCAAGAUUCAGGCCUCGUGGCAAGAGAGCACGAGCACGCAUGGAACAGGCUGCUCGCUUGCUUCUGCCAUCUCUGCCAACCUUUCCAACAAGAUGGACGUUCCCAGCGCCGUAAGAUCGGCUUGUCGCUACGUCGAGGCUGGUAUCAAGACGGCACCUCGCAUUGGACAGGGUAACGGACCGCUAAACCAUUUCCAUUCCAUCUCUUCGCUGCCAUUCUCUCCGGGUUACUUUAUGGAAUACCUCCUCUCCAGAGCUGAUGUUUGCAAAGUCUGGGAUGAGUUUGUCUACCACCCAUUCGUGAUGGGCCUCGGCAAUGGCUCUUUGCCACUUGAUUCUUUCAAGGGAUACAUUAUUCAAGACUACUUGUAUCUUGUUCACUUUUCCAGAGCCAACGCUUUAGCAGCAUACAAGUCAACAAAUAUCAAGGACAUUGCAAGGUCUACUGAAAUUGUUAAUCAUAUUGCUCGUGAAAUGGACCUCCACAUUGGCUACUGCAAGACAUUUGGCAUCUCGGAGGCGGAAAUCGCCGCCACGACAGAACUUCAAGCCUGCACUGCGUAUACACGCUAUGUUCUAGAUAUUGGCAUGAGCCAAGAUUGGCUGGCGCUGCAGAUGGCCCUGGCGCCAUGCUUACUCGGCUAUGGCGCCGUCGCUCAAAUGCUGUUAGCACACAAAGAUACAGUGAAGGACUCUAAAUCGAACAUAUACUGGGCGUGGAUAGAAAACUAUGCUGCCGAGGACUAUACAGAGGCUGUUAGAUUGGGGUCUGAACUCAUUGAAACCCAUAUCCGCACUUGCUCUCCUGCAAGAGUAGAAGAAUUGAUUCAAAUAUUUAUUCAUGCUACCCGGAUGGAAAUCGGAUUCUGGGAGAUGUUUCCAGCAAUACAAUCGCAAAUCUAGGAUGAAAAGGUUCAAGUAUAGAAACAAGGCUAUAUAUGUAUAAUAUUUAUCGAAAUAUGUAAAUGAGGGAAAGACAGACGGGCUAGCUCCACGUAGGAGCCAGCCCGCUGGUCCAAAGAAGCUAUUACUACAAUCCAUUUCUGCUGUCUUAUAUCUUUUAGAAGUAUAAAAUGAUCCCUAGUCCUUUCCUACUGGUCAAUAUACAUUUGAGCAGAGAUGUCCUUCACAUGGCUGAACCAAUGUAGUCGCCCCGCGAGUCCACUACUCGUCUGGGCUCCUGACCAUCUGGCCGCAUCAUAUUGUACUGCUGUUCAGGAGGGAUGUUAGGCAUGAGUGGGGUAGACGCAUCAUUGCCCUGCGACGAUGAAGGUUUGGAGGAUGUUCCUGUUUGGUGUCGAACCCAUGAAUUGACGGUUCUGAAACGAGGGGUGGUGUCGUCUGAGAGUGCCGAUACCGCAGAAACCAUAGUUUCCCGGCUAACGGAAUGGCCAUCAGUGAUGCUGCUGACCCGACUGAAGCGAAUCAAGUUGGGUUCAAAUUCUUCACUCAAGCUGCUAACUUGGCUAGAGCGACGAAGAGGAGAGGGGAGCGGCUUAACGGCAGCAGGCGGGACAAUGAUGUCACCAUCGCCAAAACCAGAUGAUAGCGAUGACAGAUUACUGGUGCGUGCUGAUUCGGUCACAGCUAUGGUAGGGAAAGUGAAUGUAGUCGCAUCGGGUACAGCACCAGGAACUGUGGGUUUGGCAGCAUGCAAGAUAUGCUUUGGUACAGGAGGUGCUGGCUCAGGUGCUUUGCUCACAUCAACCUCGCUGGUUCGGGAAAAUGUGGUCUCAACGGCGAUGCCGCCAGUGGUUUCCGCCAUCGUGGCUUGACCAUGGCCGUUAUAAGCUGUAACCAUAGCCCGCUUUUCAUCGAAGAUGUCGGCGGUGCCGUCACCCAAGUUGUUCCAUCCUUUGUUAUUGGAGAGACGGGCACCAAGCAGGGGAAUCUUAGCAGCAAUAGCACCAAACUUGCUUGGCUUGCCAUGCGAUACUGAUCGUGAUUCAGGGUCCAUAAGCCACGAGUCUCCAGCACUGUAUUGACUGCCCCGGUAGUUCCUGCGACGUCGUCGACGAAGAAAGAACAAGACUAGACCGGCAAUCAUGAGAAAUCCAACUACACAGUCACCAUUAGUAUACAGCUUCAAGCCAGGCACAAAUAUAACUUACAAAUAACAGAAACUGAAAUGAUGGCUUUUUGAGCGUUACCACUGAGACCAGGCGAGCCAGUAUCAAUGAUAAGGUGACCAUGGCUAUCAGUCUGGGUUGGGAGGGGACGGCCAGUAGUGGGAGUAUUGCCAUUGGCAGGUAUUCCAUUGGCAGGUGUUCCAUUAGCGGGUUUUCCGUUAUGUCCGUCUUCGGUCGAUGAUCCAGGCUGUGUGCUUCCAGUAGAUCCUUCCCCAGUACUAGCAGCUGGGUCAGGGCGAAUCGCACUGAACGGCGAGCUACCGUCUGUGGGUGAGGGGCCAGGAACAGGAGCGGCGGACUGGCCAUUAGGCAUGGUAACCUGAGGGUUCGUAACCUUAGAGCCCGAGCCAGGAGACUUCAUAGCAAUGAUUUCAUCCCCUUUCGACUUUCCAGGAUUAUCACCAUUCUUGCCUCCGCUAGUAUUGCUUCCAUCGCUAGAGCCGUCAGUGCCGGGAGAUGUUUUACCAUCGUUUGAUUGUCCGUCGCCCUUGUUGUUAGGGUUACUCCCUCCGUUGGGUGGAUCAUGCUUCUCACCAGAUGCUGGUGGCGAGUUCUACGUUGCGUUAGUA